UCCCAGCAGCCGCGGGCAGGAGCGGGACCCCCCCGCCGCGCUCUCCCGCAGGGCCAUGGAGCAGCCCCGGCGCAUCACCGACUCCUUCCCGCGGCGGCGGAGACGACCGGGCCGAAUCCCGGGCGGGGUGAAGGGCAGGGACUGUCCCCGGGCCCGGCCCCGUGCCCCCCCGCCCUCCGAGGAGCCCCCGCCGUCCCCCCCGGACCAAGCUCUCCUGGAGAUGCUCAGGCGCUUCGACCUCGCCUGGGAGUACGGACCCUGCACCGGUAUCACCCGCCUGCAGCGGUGGGAGCGGGCGCAGGCGCUGGGGCUGAGCCCCCCGGGCCCCGUCCGUGACGCCCUCCUGGAACACUGGGACAACCCUGACGUCAUCUACAGCCUCUGGCACGAGUACGGGCUCUGAGCCGCUGCGCCCCACGCCGGAGGGAGGAUCGGGGGGGACACACGACGUGCCCGCUGCACCCCCCCCCACCCAGGCCUGUCCGCAGCCGUGCCGCAGCUCCGGGGCACCGGGCGGAUUAAAGACUGGUGUGAGUGAAGGAGGGGGGCUGCCGCGUGCUGUCUGGGGGGCAGCCGGGGUGGGGGGGGGUGAAGCCCCUCUGUAGGGUACUGGGAGAGGGCAGGGGCCUGUACCCCCCCCGCCCCGAGAGAGCCAGGCGGGUUGUCCAGUCACACAGUGUUUAAUGCCAGCCCUGGGAGCACCAGGGGUCUGUGCCACCCCACGGUGCCCCCACACAGUGCCCUCUGCCUCACAGAUCCCCUCUGCUCUGGAGCUGACUUGCAUGUGGUGGGCACGGUUAGCGGUGGGCGGGGGGGGGGGCGGCAGAUGGUCUGGAGGCAGGCAGGGGACCAUCAGUGGUGACCACCGCUGCCCGGGCAUCACCGGCUGUACCUCGGUGCCGGGGAGGCUGUAGGCCAGACACGCCGCUGGCUCCGUGUCUGGGGUGGGAAAGAAGGAUUUGAGUGCCAUGGGGUGCCCGCCGUGUCCCAUCUCCCCCCCCCGCCCCAGCCCAUGCCUGCCCCCACGUACCAGUGCCCCUGGGGAACAAGCCAGAGCGGGGAUGGGAGCUCUUCAUCAGCAGAACGCCUGGCGUGGGGUCUGGGGGUGCCACAGCCCUGGAAUGGGAGAGAUGGGGUGGGCAGGAUGGUGCCCAGGCAGGGUGCUGAGCCCUGCCUUCACCGGCAGGCAGAAGGAGAAAUCACUUGGGGGGGCGGUUCCUGGCAGGCACGACAGGCAGUGCUGCCAGACCUGGGGGCACAGCUGUCAGCACGUCCCCGUCCCUGGGGGUGCCCCCCCCGUGCCCCAUGGACACCAACCUGGCGGGAGGUGGGCAGCGUGCAUGGCAGCAGCAGGGGACACAGGUGGGAGGGUGGCACGGGGGGUCGGGGCGAUGAGCUGCAGUGACCGUUGGUGGGUGGCCCCCUUGGGUGGGGGCACCGGGGCUGGCACGGUGAAGGUGCCGGUGUCUUGGCAGUGACGAUGGAGAACACGAGGGCGAGAUGGGGUGGGAGAUGCAGGGCCGGGGGGGCAGGCAGGGGGGCUCACCCACAGCGGGGAGGUGGGGAAGAGGGGCAGGAAGGUCUGCUGCCCCCCUGGCGGCACGGGGGUCUCCAGCUCCAGGGGGAGGGCGAGGGGCAGCACCUCCUUGGCCCCCGCUGGCUCCUCUUUUAGGCUGGCACCCCACAGCAAGCGUGGCAGAGAGGGGACACAAGAAGGGACAAGGGAUGCCCCGCAGCAGGCUGAGGGGAGAGGAGAGGGGCCACGGGCUGCCCCCAGCACCACUCACCACAGGGCGAGUGCAGGGCAUCCAUGAAAUCCUCACCAAAGUUGCGAUGCAGCUGGCCAAGGGUGGGCUGGAUCACAUCCACGUUGCCAUGGUGAGCUGCAGGGUGGCAGGGAGUCAGUCGGGCAGCGUGGGCAUCGCCGAGGUGCCCCACAAGCAGAGGGGGUGGCACGGCCCCGUGCACCCAGGCUGCACGGGUUGGACCCCCCGUAGGGGUUGCAGCUGUAGAAGAUGGUGUCGGCCAGGUCCGAGAUCAGCCUCUCCAGGUCGUGCUGGGGGUCGAGCUCCAUGGGGCAGCUGCCCUCCAACUUGCCACUGGCCACCAGACCCUGCUGGGCACCGGGCACCCCUUGCCAGGCACAGAAAGGGUGAGAGAUGCUGGUGAGCCCAGAUCCAGAAGCCAGCGCUGCUGGGACUCCCAGUGGGACUGGCCAAGCUGGGAGAGGGGAGCCCUUCGGACAGAGAGCACGGGUGUAGACAUGGCGCUCGUACCCGAGAGGGCAACGCUGCUGGUUUGUCCUUCAUCUUCCGCACCUGGAGAAAAUCAAAGAGGAGCCAUGACGCGAGUUGCUGCCCAUCCGGCUGAUCGCAAGGCUGGCACAGAGAGGGCAGUGCCACCUGCCCCUUCCCGGACCAGGGCUGCCCAUAUCCCGGGAUAACACGAAGGAGGGAGAGGGGGUGGUGACAGCCAACGGGACUGGAGAGCCAGGGACAAAGGUGUCUCUGGGCUGGCAGGGGCUUGGCUGGCGCAUGCCAUCAUCGGUCAGUCUGGGUGGGGGCGUAUUGGGACCGUGGGUGGGGGUCGGAGGGGGGAAGCAGGGGAGUCAGGUGCCCACGUGUGUCCUUACCUGCGCGCACGAGUACAUCCUCCACUUGUGGUACUCCCGGGUGACAGCCUGGAUGUGGUGCUUCCAGUACUUGCCCUCCACCGUCCCCACCUGCAGCACACGGACACACGUCACCGUGAGUGUCCGGUGAGCACUGCCGCCCACCCGCAGUGCUGCCGAGGGGGCGGUGGGCUUAGUGCCUGUGGCCCCCAGGCCCAGACCACGAGCCCCACGAGGUCCUGUCCCGUGCAGAGUCCCUUGGCGUGACAUGCCACAGCACCCCACGGGAGGUGCAGUCCUGUCGGGGACUGGGGGGGGGCUGUGGGGGCUCACCUCUAGACCACAGUGUUCCUGCCUGUCCCUGGCCUCCAGCAGCGUCACGAAGUUGCAGGCGGGAUUCCUCCUCUCCUCCACAUCUGUGGGGAGAAGGGAAGAGGGAUGAUUUCACUGGUCUCUCCCACGCCUGGGUUGUGCCACCCUGGUGGGCACUAACGUGGAGCGCGGGAGAAAAGGGAUGGAUGGACGCUAGCAAAGCCACCCAUUCGUAGGUAACCACACCAGGAAUCCCAUAUAAAGCUGAGGUUACCUAGGUAGUAAUAGCAAAACCAUCAAAUUUGGAUUAUGGAUGAAACAAAACUGGGACCCAUGGAGAAAAAGUAAUUAGGAGCAGGCUGUUUGGGUGGAGAAAGGAAGAUAGAAGGGUAGCAAAAAGGGCCCAGAAAUGGAAAAAAUUGAGAGUAGGUCUUAAAAUCAGGUAAAGGUCAGCACAGGGGGGACGUUCUGAUAUUAGGGGUGCAGAUGACUGUGGAUUGUAGUGCUGGCGACCUGCAGAGCCAGGUGUGGCAGGGCACGGCCUCCCCCAGGCCAUUGGGACUCUGACGGGACCUCCCUCCCCCAGGCAGUGGGGAGGGAAGAGUGAUAGAGCUGUCACUCAACAACAGUCCUGUGGGAUUCACAAGAUUAAGAGCCAUAAUUAGUAGCUUUGCUGUGUGCAGAAUCAUUUAAUCAUAAAUUAAUAAUAGAUGUGUUUGUUAAUUAUUAGGUUAUUGAUUACUUAAUUUAUUAGCUCUCCAUGUUGCUUAAUCCAAUAAAAUGAAUCGGUUAUAUUCCCAA
This is a messenger RNA of Harpia harpyja (harpy eagle), 3724 nucleotides long. It is a transcript of the gene POLD4, whose product is annotated as DNA polymerase delta 4, accessory subunit. The record is from RefSeq and is a predicted model, not a curated record. The transcript is spliced from 3 exons. Gene Ontology annotation, molecular function: DNA-directed DNA polymerase activity. Gene Ontology annotation, cellular component: delta DNA polymerase complex. Gene Ontology annotation, biological process: DNA synthesis involved in DNA repair; DNA-templated DNA replication. The coding region runs from base 56 to 403 and encodes 115 amino acids. NCBI's taxonomy places the organism in Eukaryota, Metazoa, Chordata, Aves, Accipitriformes, Accipitridae.